Molecule: messenger RNA, 2493 nt
Organism: Paecilomyces variotii
Lineage: Eukaryota; Fungi; Ascomycota; Eurotiomycetes; Eurotiales; Thermoascaceae
Product: vacuolar import and degradation protein-domain-containing protein
Exons: 3
Coding region: 240-2009 (589 amino acids)
Biological process (GO): protein catabolic process in the vacuole; protein targeting to vacuole; negative regulation of gluconeogenesis
Cellular component (GO): extrinsic component of membrane; GID complex
Source: RefSeq, a predicted model, not a curated record
ACCCGCUUUCGUCUCCAACUCGCCCCGGCCAAAUCGCCUCCAUCUCCAACGUUCAACUUCCAAAGCAUCGCAGACAAUCUGGGUCAUCGCCCGUACGUCCCUGAUCUCUGUUGUCGCUCUGAACCCCCAAUUAAAACUAAAACAAAACAACGUAUGCGACUGCGUCUGGCCUCUGCGACCGUCGAUCUCUGUAUCUCGUAAGGCUGUGGCAGAUGGAAUCGUCCAGAUAGACCGCCACCAUGCCACCCGCGAACUCACCUUCACAGGAAACACCGGCCCUCUCAUCGUCUGCCGCCAGUCCAUAUCUUCAGCAACUCGAGGCAAUCUCCAGUCCUGUGCCAAAUUUCGCCGCCACUCUGAUCGCUCAUCCUGAGACGCACGAUGCCAAUGACGAAAACGUGAGCUUCCUGCGGACUCGAUUGCGAUCAUCCCCGGAACCGCCGCUCAGUCGACAGCGUCGCAGGAGACAGCAGUAUUCGACCGACGAUCAACAAGACCAGAUGGAAACGGAUGACCAGCGGCCGCUACGAAUGACUGUCGAGAUCAAUCGACGGAUUCCUAUUGUUCGCCGGCAGCGAGAGGAGGCAAACACAACCCCUAACUACGAAAACCGGGUGUCGGGCAUGCGAUCAUUAUACGGUUGGGCGCCGGGGUCUGAUGACGACGGGGAGGAGGAAAGAGACGAUCCUUCCCACGAAAGCUCGGCCAUGUCCUUCGGAAGAGGAGAGCGCGAUCCGACACGGAGUAGUAGCAGUCUGAGAAAUGGCCGACGGGAAGCUAUCGUGAGGAUUCCACCGACAUUCGCGGGGGAGCCAUCAGAAGGGGGUGGUCUUCGAUUUGGAGAGUCCUCCAUCACGGCAGAGGCAUUAUUGCAGUCCGUCAGACGUCAGCCAAGGUUCUCGAGGACGAGGAUGCUGCAGAACUACAUAUUGGACCGGGAACGGCAGGAGCAGGAGGAAAGGGAACGGGCAUCCGCUUCGUCCACUUCGAGAGCAUAUCGAUUCAUUCCCAGCACACGAAAUGACUCCUAUAGAAACCUGUCCCAUUCGGAUAUCCGAGCCCGGAUCAACGCGCACAGACAGAUGUACAUGGAAAACCCACCCAGUUCGCGGCUAAAGGAGACAAUCAAGUACCUGGAGCGAGUGAGAUUCUCGAAUUCAUAUGAAGAGAGCAUCUCAUCGGCCGCGGAAGGGGGGUUCAUACAGUUUGAUUAUUUUACAUGCAACGAGGAUGAUUUCAUUCUCGAUACUACAUCAAUCGCACCGCCGGCGCAGUGCUCUUGGCUCCAGCCAGGAGCCGUAUUCUCCGGGUCCCAACGUGCGGCCAAUAGCUGUGGCGCUCAAAUGCUAUCACAUCGCGUCCCGAGCCCGCAUCAGAACGACCCAGUGAUCGUGAAUGGUAGUGAUACCAACCGUAUCAGCGUGUAUACGAGUAGCGGUCGUCGCUAUUGGGCCAACAAUCUCUACAGCCUCACGAAUAGCAAGGAUGAGCAUUGGCCGGUGAAGGUGACAAUUCAUAGUAUCGACUACAAUACGAUGACGCUAUCGGGAACGAUGGAGGCUUAUAAUAUCCCCGAUAAGACUUCUCCUACACAGGACGCCCAUAUCGUGACCUUCCUCGAAGGGGAGAUCAUUGAUUUCAACAAGCAUACUCUGGAAACGAAGAGCUUCAAAGCAGAUGCCGAAAUCGACAGUACCUACUGGAGAGAGUUGCAACCGUUCAAGAACCUCACGGAUGAUGAGAUGAUCAGGAACCUUGUGAGCAAGAAAUGGCUUACGGAGGAACUAGCGAAGGGGUGGAUCCUGAUGCGAUGGAAAGAACGGUGUUUCGUCACACCUACCGAUUCCCGACAAGGGCUCACGAUAUCCGGGUUCUACUACAUCUCUCUCCGCCGAGACAACGGCCAAAUCGAAGGCUUAUACUACGAUCCAGGCAGUUCUCCUUACCAACAGCUGUCUCUGAAACCAGAGAUGGAGAAGAUGAUGUUCCCUGCAUAUGGCUUCCGAUGAUCUCGACCUAGUUGCAUCUCUACGCAUCGAACGAGUACACAUCUCUUAGAGGAGCAUUUGCUCUUGUUUUGUUUGUCAUCUUUCACUGCUGGGCCGUCUGUCUAUCGAAUAUUGGACUUUCUUGGCAUCCAUGGUUGUUUGAGCGUUAUUGGAGGGGACUCCCCAAUGUGGUCUCUUUUUAGCAUUGGUCGGUGUUUCUCGCUCGUCGUUGCACUCUCGAGCGGUUUGUUGUUUUCAUUAUUCAUACUGCCUCAUCAUGCUCGACCUUCCCAAGAUGUCUGUCACAUCAUCUGGAGCGCUUUUAGUCUGUCUGCCAUACAGUUGGCAUUCCACGGGCCGGCGAGGCUUCGAGCAGCUAGCCAUAUCCAUGUGUAGAUAAAGUAAUUGGAACGAUGGAUAUAUUCCUUCAUACGGUUUCUUUUCCGAUCUUACACAUGAAUACAAACUUUGCGGAAGCUAUGAGAAGUAAUACGAUUAUGAUGGA